Porites evermanni is the source of this 2888-nucleotide messenger RNA. The record is from the annotation of a GenBank genome assembly. Lineage: Eukaryota; Metazoa; Cnidaria; Anthozoa; Scleractinia; Poritidae.
AUGGAUCCCCAGCAGCAAAAUAAUGGAUUUGGACCAAUUUCGAAGCUUCGCGGAAGGACUUCCGUCAUAACUGCGUCAUUUCUGAUCGUUUUGUCUGGUGCCGUUCACUGCGUUUACUUUAAAAUCGCUUAUUCUUCGGAAGACAAAGAAGGCAGAGUCGAAUUCCAUUUUCUGCUCUUUGGUUUUGCCCUUCUCAUUCUGAGUUUCGUCCUCGGCGAGCUUGUGCGAAGACUGUGUUUGGUGAGUGAAGAAAUUCGCCACAAGGAGACUCGAUAUAAAGGAAGUUGGAAAAAGGUUUUUACUUCCACUUUCACUUUCAGACAUGGCCGAACUGUUCUGGUAGUUUGUAUUGCUUCCCUUCUUUUUGUGUUUUAUUUCUUGUACGAGCAUUGUAACACAUGUUGCCGUUCAGAAUACGCGAUCCUUUUCUCGCUCAACUGCUUUCUUUCACCACUUUUAUUGUUUCUUAUUGGCUUACGAGAAAUUUCUAGCGUGGAAUUAUCAGAGAUCAACGAAAAUAAUAACAAAAAUGUGGCUGAUGGUCUAGCUUGGGGCUACUAUUUUGGCUACUUGAAGAUGGUUCUUCCAAUUCUUGCUGAGAGGAUCGGACAGACGGAUUACAAGUACCUGAUUCCGAUCCACAAGCUGUUUAUUUUGAUACCCAAAACAUGCUACAUAUACGAUAGCAUUGAGAAGGCAGACCAUAGAAUGAAAUUUGUUGAUAAUCUCACCUUAACUGUGAGCAGUCGAGGUGGAGUAUCGAAACUUAAGUACAAAACCAGCGUGCAUCGAAUAGAGAUACUACGCCCAGAUGGAACGAUUAAUCCGGAACCGCCUCAUGUGGCUGUAGAGUAUGCUGUUCCCCUGAGGUCCUUGUAUGCCAUGUCUGAUCCAAGGGAGGGUGUAGUGAGUUGCCAAGAGCGAGAUGAGCAGGUAAUUCUAAAUCUAAUGUCAACAUGUUAAAAAAAUUCCCCUAUUAGCAUGAGGCCUCCUUUCCCUGGCUGUAUUUAAAAAAAAUGUUGCGGGGCAAAGCAUUCAUUCUUUGGGUAUAAUUAUGCAAUACCGUAAAAUUCCAAAAAUAAGCCCCUCCAAAUAUAAGCCCCCCAAACCGGUAACACAAAAAGACCCUCCGUUAAAUUGCCCCUCCAAAUAUAAGCUCCCCAGGGGCUUGUACUUGAAAAAUUUCCCUCAAAUGCAAAGUAAAACGAAGCAAAAACAGUAAAUUUACUUCCAACUAUAAGGCUAGCCCAAUCAAUUUUGAAACGCAAGUUUCCCUCCGUAGAUACGCCCCUCCGAAUAUAAGCCCCUCCAAAAAUAAGCCCCUCAAAAGGGGCCUUUGAAAAAUAUAAGUCCCGGGGCUUAUUUUUGGAAUUUUACGGUAAGUCCUGUCAUUUGGACAGAAGUCCUUUAAACUCUGCGAUGAAAGGCCUCAAAGUGGCCUUACUUGUCCUCUAUUUUUAUCAAAUUUAAGGAGAUUGAUUUUAGCUUGGUAAACAUCUCCUACAAAAUUGUCAAUCGAGACUCAAGUACAUACUACAUUGUACCACUAUCUGUCUUUUCACUAACCAAGAGCCUACUCAGGGGCAUAGCCAGCCCAUAGAACUGUACGCCCGGGCCAACAAAUUUUUGGUUUGAUCACUCUACCACUUAUGUUUUGUUGGGGCGAGCUAGCUAAAAAGCCCAAGAGAUCAAAGUGUUGGUGAGGUCAGUGCAUACUAGCCAUGCGUGCAAUUUUCAGGAUAUGUGGAAAUAAAGGUGCUGGUGCGGCCGUGCUUAUUUUAAGGGUCAAGCUGUGAUGCAUGCAAUGGUGUAUCUGUCAUUAUUUUCUUGAAAACAAGGUACAAGUAUGACAAUGACAAUACGCCAUUUCUGAGUUGCUUCAAGUCUAUGUUCCAAAGUGAGGCUUAGCGUAAAGCCAUUGAUACGAAAAUUAUUUUUUUUAUUUUUAUAAGCAAAUAAAACUCAUUUUAGAACAAAGGUUUUGCAUUUCGCCUCACUUUGAAAGUGACGGUUUCUUGAACUGAGAUUAAAUUUAAUGGCUUAUUAUUAAAUUCAGUUUUUGUAAUUAUAAUUGGAAUCAGAUCAAGGCCUCAAUUUUAAUAAUUAAUAUAUUAUUGCCAUCAGCUUUGACCUAGAUUAUUCUGGAUAUCACAAAAACCUCAUCCAAUAGGUUUUUUUUUAUUUUAUCACCACCCACAAAGUUUCUGUGAAAGAUGUCCUGCCUUUUUCACAGAGAGGUACAAAUGGCUAAUUGAAUUUGGAUUGGCUCACCCGGAAAAAAGGGCCAUGGACUAGUUUUGAUUCAGAUGCCAAACAUCAUACGAGACGAGCCAAAUGCAUAAAGUUUUAUAGUAUUUAUAAUUGUAAAUGACAAUGUAUUCCCUCCCCUUCUGAAUUAAGUUCAGCUGGAAAAAUAAUGGCAUCUGAAUCAAUGCAACUGACCUAAAUUCAAAUUUGAUUUGGCUUGCGUGAAGUAUGCUGUGUCUGAACCUGGUUUAAGUACAAUGGAAGCAACAAUAUUUUUAUGGCCGAAUAUACAACAGCCUUUCUUGGCCUUGUAUAAGUUUUGAUAACUAUCUCUAUUAAGGGCGAGGAGGGUCCAUCAAGCAGAAGAGAAAAACAUUUGUUCUGCAUUAAUUUUAAUACAGCUUCAAAUAUUAUUGUGUUACUUAUAAACUCUAUCAUAUUUCUAAACAAAUGCUUUGUGCUGAUAGGUGGUUCUGUUUAUCCGUAAACUGAGAGAAAUCUUGGAUAGUUCUGAAGAAUGUCGAGGGAAAUAUGAAUUAGUGCCAAUUUCAGGAGAAGAAAAUCAAAUUGCAGAUGUGCUAGUACAUAUACUUCGUGAUGAACAUCUACAGCUGAAUCAAAGAGCUGAAGAAGCUGAGUAA